Molecule: messenger RNA, 1067 nt
Organism: Mercurialis annua (annual mercury)
Lineage: Eukaryota; Viridiplantae; Streptophyta; Magnoliopsida; Malpighiales; Euphorbiaceae
Product: BURP domain protein RD22-like
Exons: 3
Coding region: 63-995 (310 amino acids)
Source: RefSeq, a predicted model, not a curated record
UGUUUGUAUACAUAUAUUUGCAUCAAGCAUGUAUUUGCAUCCUCAUAUAGAAAGCCUAGCUUAUGAAUAUGGAGCUUCAUCUUCUUCCCAUCUUUGCUUUAUUACUUUGUCUUCUGAAAGAAAUAAAUGGUUCACUAUCUCCAGAGAUGUACUGGAAAUCCAAGUUACCGAAUACACCAUUGCCGAUAGCUCUACAAGAACUUUUAAAGCCAGGAAAUAUUGCAAGUAAUUUGUCAGAAAUAGAGGAGCCUUCAGACUGCCAGAGGAGCGUUUACAAUCUUGGUUAUUAUCAGCCAACAAAGGCUACAACAUCUGAUAGUACUAAUGCCAUAAACAACACAACUCUUACCAUAUUUUUCUUACAUGAUGAUCUCUAUCCCGGAAAGAAAAUGUACCUUAAUAUCAAGAAAGUUUAUAAUAGUUCAAAUUUCUUGCCCCGUAAAAUUACUAAAACAAUUCCCUUUUCAACAAAAAAUUAUUCCGAAAUUUUGAAGUACUUUUCGACAGAACCCGCAUCAAAAGAAGCUCAAAUGAUCAAACACACAAUUGAACAAUGUGAAGCACCAAAAAUGAAAGGCGAAAUCAAAUAUUGUGCUACGUCCUUAGAGUCUUUAGUCGAUUUUGUGGUUUCAAAGAUCGGAAAGAAUGUUUACGCUCUUGCUAACGAGGUUGAUGAAGAAGAGAAUAACAAGAAACAAAACUAUGCUAUUUCUAAUGAAAUCAAAACGAUGGGUGAUCAUCCGAUUGUGUGUCACAAACAGAUAUAUAAGUAUGCUGUGUUUUAUUGUCAUGUAAUAAUGGGAACAGAGGCUUAUAUGGUUCCAUUAGUGGGCGAAGAUGGUUCUAAAGCUAAAGCUGUUGUGAUUUGCCACUCAGAUACAUCAGAUUGGAAUCCAAAUCAUAUUGCAUUUCAACUACUUAAAGUUAAGCCUGGUGGACCGUCAAUUUGUCAUUUUCUUAAUAGGGAUGGCAUUAUUUGGAUUUCUAAUUUAUAAAUAGUUAAUUAUCAAUAUGUUCAUGUUACUAUGUAGUGAGAAUUUUAAUAAUCAAUAUUCUUAUUUAGAAUA